Molecule: messenger RNA, 2506 nt
Organism: Prorocentrum cordatum
Lineage: Eukaryota; Dinophyceae; Prorocentrales; Prorocentraceae
Source: the annotation of a GenBank genome assembly
CGCCGAUGAAUCCGUGUCGUCGGCGCGAUCUCCCGACUCCAUCUACUCGGACCCCAUUUGGGAGGCCUUCAGGUACUGCGAUCAGCGGGUCAGCGAGUUCAACUCCGUCAACGUCGUGACCGCCGUCCACCGCAUCGCCAAGGCGUCGGGGUCUAGCGCGGCCCUGGGCUCGCGCAUGCUUGACCUCCUCGCGCGGUCUGCCCGCCAGGACGACGCCACGCCACAGGCCCUGGCGAAUACGGCGUGGGCGCUGGCACGCUUGCAGGUGCGUCUCCAGCCGCUGCUGGAGGCCAUCUCCUCCUCGGCCAUAAAGCGAAUUGAGCAGUUCGGGCCACAGGACGUGGCCAACACGACGUGGGCCUUCGCAGCGCUGCGCUGGGAGGACGGUCCCCUGCUGCAUGCGCUGUCGGCUGCCUCCAUACCAACUUAGCUGGAGUGCAGCCCGCAGCACCUGGGCAGCACGGCGUGGGCCAUCGCGCAGCUGGAGUGGUGCCACGACCCGCUCCUUGAGGCUCUGUCGUCGGCUGCGGUAGCGAAGUGCGCUGAGUUCCACUGCCGGGGUCUCUCCAACCUCGCCUGGGCGUUCGCUACCCUUCGCUGGCACCACCCGCCGCUGUUUGAGUCUCUGGCUGCUCAGGCGAUGCGGAUCAUCGGCACGGCGAAGCCGCAGGAGCUGGCCAACCUCGCUUGGUCGUGCGCACACCUGCUGUUCGAGGACCCACGACUGCAGCAGGCCAUCGCCACCGCGUCCAUGGCUCUGCUGCCGAAGUUCGUGCCACAGGACCACUCCAACCUGUCGUGGGCGUUCGCUGUGCUGAGGGAGGCGCACGUCCCUUUGCUCGAGGCGGGGGCCACCGCUGUGACGGAGCGCGUCCCCGAGUUCGAGCCGCAGCACCUGGUGAAUACCGCCUGGGCCUUCGCCACCCUGCGCCGGCAGGACGCGCCGCUGCUGAACGCCAUCGCGGCCGAGGCGCUGAGGAGGAGCCCUGGCGCGUUCGUGAUGCAGGGCCACGCCAGCCUAGCCUGGGCGUUCUCGCGCCUGCGCUGCCUGCACCGGCCGCUGCUCCACGCCGUCGCGUCUCACGCAGCCGCCAGCCUGGCGCCGCGCGCUGGCGGCCCCGCGCACGCGACGGUGGAGGAGCCGUACGUGGGCAUGGUGCUCUGGGCGCUCUGCUUCCUGCCCGACCUGGAGCAGGCCUGGGGGCUGCUGGCGGCCUGGGGGUCCACCGGCCGGCGGCUGCACGGCCUCAGCCUUGGGGGCGCCGUGGCCGCCUGCCAGCGGCAGGCGUGGCGGCUGCGCGAGGCCUGGCUGCUGGAGGAGCACCUCGUGCGCGGCGGGCUCGCGGCCGCCGCCGGCGCCGUGGCGGCGGCGCUGCUGUGCGAGGCUGGGGAGCCCCGCGCCGCGCUGCGCGUUCUCCGCGCGCUGGGUGAGAGGGGCGCUUUUAACGCCGCCUGCUCGCGCGUCUGGGCCGCCUGCGGUGGGGCUCCGGGCGAGUUCGUGCCAUCGGCCGGCGGCUCGGGCCCAGCGCGGGGGGAGGCGUACGCGAAGGAGCUGCGGCUCCUGGCCCACGUCCUCGGCACCGCCAGCGCAGGGGACGUGGGCUCCGUCUGCGCCGCCGUGGAGGGGUUUGGCCAGGAGGCGCUGCCAGGCUCGAGCCAGUGGCUGAAGGUGGCGGGGGGCGCGAAGGCGCAGGUGCUGGCCGACGCGGCCCUUCUCGCUCCCAGCGGCGGCGUCGUUCUGGAGGUUGGCACGUACUGCGGCUACUCGUCUGCGCGCCUCGCGGCCGCUCGGCCACCAGCCAGGCGCUGGGGCCUCCCGCAGGUCGUGACCGUGGAGGUCGACGCCGCGCACGCCGUCAUUGCCAGAAACGUGCUCAUGUUCGCCGGCCUCCACCACCGCGUGGAAGUGCUCACGGGCCACAGCGAGGACGUGCUCCCCUGGCUCACAGAGCGACUGCGCUGCCAGGCCUCCAGCCACGAGGCAAGGCUGGCCGUAGACUUCGCGUUCUUGGACCAGCGGGGGUCUCGAUACGAGGCCGACCUGGCGGCUCUCGAGGAGGGCCGUGCGCUCAGCGAGGGCGCCGUCGUCGUGGCGGACAACGUGCUGAAGCCGGGCGCACCCCUCUUCUUGUGGCACGUCUGCCGGGGGGGCGCGUACUCCACGCGGGUGCUCUCCGUGCCUGAGUUCGCCAUGGGAGGCGUGGAGGACUGGAUGACGGUCAGCACCCGUCUGUCCGAUGACGGCAUGCCCGGGGCGCCAGGGCCGCCUGCUCCGGACGCCCUGCGCGCCCUCGACAAGAAGGCCGACCGCAUGCGCUCGCGCGCCCACGCGCCAGACCUGGGCGGCGGCGGCAUCGGCUUCGACGAGUGGGCGGGCUUCGCGGCGGAGAUGAGCCAGGAGCUGGGGAAGGCUGGCUUCUCGGCGCACUCCAGCGUAGUGGCCGUCGAGCCCUCGGCGUGCGCCCGCGCGGCAGGGAGCGCCCGCGCGGGUGAGCCGAGCGGCUGA